AUGGCUCCCUCGUCCAAGAACACGGCCUCCUCAGGGCGCCCGCGUGAAAAGCGCUCGCGCUCGCGCGCCACCAGCCCGACCUCUGCCACUGCUACGGCUACUGCUACUGCUAUCGCGCUGCCCAGUAGUGGAUCCACGCCCUACCUCCACACAGCCCAUUCGUCUUUGAUGGUGCCCUCCAAUCUGUCCAUCGACGCUUUGAUGGACAAGCACGCCACAAACUCGACCAAUCCUCCUUCAGCCUCCAGCUUGCACGCUUUGCACGAUAGCAUUCACUCACACGUCCUUCCCAACGUUCGCUCCCGCAGCGAUGCUUGCGACCGGAGCAUGCGCGAAUUGUCGCGGAAAAGAAAAGUCCGCGCCGACCAAGAACUCGACAGGGAACGUCAGGAAGAGGAGGCCGAACAGCGCAAGAGGGUCCGCCUCUCCAAGAAGAACGACUCGCACCGCCCUCCUGCCGUCGGCGCCCAUGGCCUUGCGCGCCAAGACGGCCAGGACCUCCACAAAGACUCUCCGCCGCCCGAUUCUCCGUCUGCUCAAGUCGCUGCCGCCAAAUCAGACCUCGAUCACAAUUCAUCAUCUCCCGCUCCCUCGGAUGCCGAACACCAACCUCCUCCCGCGCCGUCCAUCGCGCAUUACGAGACAUUCGGCAAUGACCCCACUCAAUUCGACGACCCCACAAUCUAUCACAUCCGCGACUGGACUCCAGAUAUGUCCGACGAAGAGAAGAAGGCCAUCUUCUGCGUCGCUCGCUUCCCCCACGAUGACUUGCACGACUUGACGCCAGGCACUCCGCCAGACAUGGACUUCAGCAGUGCCAAACCCGCCAGUCAGAUCAAUUUUUCCACCUUCCAAGCAUACGUUGAGCCAUACAUCCGCCCUCUGACUGAAGAAGAUGUGGCUUUCUUGAAAGAGCGAGGUGACCGUGUUACACCCUACCUGAUUCCUCCGCGAGGUCCCAUGCCAUACACCGAAGUAUGGGCAAAGGAAGACGGCGUGAGCCACCAUGACUUCAACCUUCGUUUGGCUUCCAAUGAGCCUAGAGGAAACAUUGAAGAUAUGAAUGACGAUGUUGCCGAGACAGCUCAGAUCUCGGCCGGUCCGCUGAUCUCACGCCUAAUGAGCGGUUUCCGUCACGAUCCUCACGUUACCAAGGACGACCAACCCAGUGGAAAUGGUGAUGUUUCAAUGACAAAUGGAGAGAGUACCGCUGGCGGUCAAGAGAAUGAACAAAAUACAAAUAACGAAGAGGCAUCAGAUGCAGUCGCCUUGUUUAAGCCCGCAACGCAUUUCCCUGACCAACAUAAGAUACCGCUCAACGUGGGUCGCGACUUUGCUCCUCUCGAACAGCGAACAUUACAAGAAUUGCGUUACUGUGGAUUUGUCACACCCGAAGCAACACCAGAUUAUGACUCGCAAUACGAUGACGAGGUCGCCGCUCGUUUGCGCUACUUACAGUCGGAACUUCAGCGUGUCGCUCAAGAAAACACUGCUCGGAAAGCACGAGUGCUGGAACUGACCGAGGAGCGCAUGGCUAUGCAAGAAUACUCAACCAUCGCCGACGAUCUGGACUCCCAGAUCAACACCGCCUACUUGAAGCGUAACCGCACAAUGAGCAAGCCGAAGAAAGGCACAGGCAAGGGAAGACCAGGUGGUACGGGUGGCGUGGCUAUUAGCAGGAACUUGGUGAGUGAAGGCGUCAAAAUGCUCAUGGAUAGAAGGAAGGAAUGGAGAGAGCUCAUUGGUCCGGUUGUCGAUUUUGGACAGCAGCGGAUACCAAAGGAGACUGUGUUUGACAAGGAAAAUAUGGACAGACUUGAAAAGGUUGAAGCCGAUGCUGGCGAAGAAGAGAUAGAAUAA
Aureobasidium pullulans EXF-150 is the source of this 1860-nucleotide messenger RNA. RefSeq lists its product as uncharacterized. The coding region runs from base 1 to 1860 and encodes 619 amino acids. Gene Ontology annotation, biological process: regulation of transcription by RNA polymerase II. Gene Ontology annotation, molecular function: transcription coactivator activity. The transcript has a single exon. NCBI's taxonomy places the organism in Eukaryota, Fungi, Ascomycota, Dothideomycetes, Dothideales, Saccotheciaceae. Gene Ontology annotation, cellular component: SAGA complex. The record is from RefSeq and is a predicted model, not a curated record.